AGAAUAUCCCUUGGAGACUGACUUUUUCUGGCUGAUUUCUGUCUGCAUGCAAAUAACGAAACACCACAUGUUGCCAGGGAAGAAACAACAGAGCAAACCACUCUAACUUACAAUGAGCUGCUGGUUAUGGUGAUCUCCAAGACCCUGCCACUACUAGAUUCAAAGGGACCUCGGGUCUUGAUUGGAAGCAAUUAUCCAUGUUGGGAAAAUACCUGAAGGGGAAUUGAGGCAGUGCAGGGACAAGAAAGAGGGCUGGGAAUGGGCUGAGGAGCUGAACCGUGCUGACCCUCAUGGAUCUGCUUGUGUCCAAGCUGUGGUCUCCCACCAUGAGCUUCCCAGAUGAUUUCAGGGGUCUCCCCAUCCUCCUCAAUGUGCUGGUGUGGGAGAUCUGUGCUGGUCCCCGUGGGUGUGCAGGACCCAGCUCUGCAGGCUCCCUGCACCCUGUGGAGCAGCAGUGAAGCCUCUCUGGUGGUGCCCAGGACUGUGCAGGAAGGCAGAGCUGAUUCUCUGCAGAGAGCAACAGGCUGCGGAGAUGGAGCAAUCAGAAGAAACCCCAGGAAAGGAAAAGAUCCAGCCUUGUCAGAGGACAAAGAUGUUGCCAGUCAAGCUUCAAUUAAGAACGAAUGCAGGAAAAUUUGGUCGCUCCUGCGCAGCGGGAAGUUUUCCUGCCCCACCACCAAGGAGCCCUUCAGCAGCCCAAAUAAAAAAGGAGACCUCAACAAGUGCAUGAUGUGCCAAAGGCUGCUGGAAAGAGACUCAAAAACCCAGGGGAGUGGUGGAGAGAUGGACAGGAAUGUGAACUCCUUGGGAAAGGAUGAGUGUCGGGAGUUUCGGGAUCUGUUCAACAGAGGGAAACUUUCCUGCACCAGGGAGAACGACCCAGUCCGGGAUGCCUCUGGGAAGCAGCACAGCAAUAAGUGCAUCAUGUGUGCAGAGAAGUUCAAAAGGGAGAAUGAGCAGAAGUUAUCUAAAAACAGACAAGGAAAAGAUAAGGAUGACUGCAGCGAGUUCCGCUCCCAGUUUGAGGCUGGCGGCCGCCUGUCCUGCACCAGGGAGAACGCCCCUGUCCGGGACGCCUCUGGCAGGCAGCACACCAACAAGUGCCUCAUGUGUGCUGAGAAGUUCAAAAAGGAAGCUCAGAGAGGGGGUGGAACUCUCCAGCGCAACAAAUUGCCCACUUCAGAGAGGACAAAGCAGAAGAACUGUGGUGGCUCACGGCAGGGUGUAAACGAGAGGCGUCCCUUCUCCUCGGGCAGAGGCCCACAAGUCCAGCGUGGCAGGAACUGCAACCGGCCACCGGGCCGCAAGUCACAGAGCAGAGACAGCCAGGAGGACCCCACGCUGGACUGUGAUCGAAUUCUGCAUGGGGUAAAGGGUGGAAGGAUUUUCUGCAGCGAAUCCUCACAACCAGUCUGUGGCACUGAUGGGAAAACAUACAAAAAUGAAUGUGACUUGUGUUCAGCUGCCAUGAGAGCUUCAAACUUCAUCACGGUAAACUAUCGAGGCGAGUGCCAAGAGCCUGGCCCUGCAGUGGAGUAAUGGAGUUCAGACUGCCAGCAAACACCAGGGAUCAGCUGUGACCAAAGAGCGAGUAAAGAAGCGUUGAUGUCGAGCAUCAGGGGAGCUGCCGAGCCCCCAGGACUGCCAGAGCUGCCUCCAUCCCCUUCUGCAGCCCACGGGGCCUGUCCUUGCUCAGGUGGAGGGCGAGAGGCUGUGGGGACUCAGUGCUGCCUUCCCAGGGCUUCUGUUUGGCAGCUGUUAGAACAUCUGUCUUUCCCUACAAGGCUCUCUCUACUACAGGGAGCUCUUCUCCAGGCAAUUUCCUUGGGAUCUCCCUGCUCUGUUCUGCUGCAAGAUCUCUCUUGCUGCC
Passer domesticus (house sparrow) is the source of this 1870-nucleotide messenger RNA. RefSeq names its product serine protease inhibitor Kazal-type 5-like. Bases 340 to 1539 code for a protein of 399 amino acids. Lineage: Eukaryota; Metazoa; Chordata; Aves; Passeriformes; Passeridae. The transcript is spliced from 15 exons. The record is from RefSeq and is a predicted model, not a curated record. Gene Ontology annotation, molecular function: protein binding.